Messenger RNA from Cryptomeria japonica (Japanese cedar), 1214 nucleotides. RefSeq names its product transcription factor MYB1-like. Bases 15 to 1010 code for a protein of 331 amino acids. The transcript is spliced from 2 exons. NCBI's taxonomy places the organism in Eukaryota, Viridiplantae, Streptophyta, Pinopsida, Cupressales, Cupressaceae. The record is from RefSeq and is a predicted model, not a curated record.
CGUUCCCCAUCACAAUGACCAAAAGAGUUUCCUCCUCUUCCAAAGACGAGGACCUUCAUCGUGGUGCCUGGACUGCAAUGGAGGACCAACUCUUGUCUGAAUAUGUCAAGAUUAAUGGCGAGACUGGUUGGAACUCCAUACCCAGAAAAAUAGGUAAAGGAAUUCAUCAAUACUCUGCCUUUGCGCCUAAUUCUUCAAAUUCCUACACUCUAAAGAGGAUUUGCUUUACAGGUUUGAAACGCUGUGGGAAGAGCUGUAGAUUGCGGUGGUUGAACUAUCUUCGUCCUGGUAUAAAGCGUGGAAACAUUUCAUCUGAGGAAGAGGAGCUCAUAAUUAGACUCCAUGGCCUCCUUGGCAAUAGGUGGGCUCUGAUUGCAGGUCGACUGCCAGGUCGAACAGACAACGAAAUAAAAAACUACUGGAACACUCAUCUCUGCAAGAAGAGGCCGUCAAGUGAGAGGUCUCUUGAGGAAUCCAACAAGAGGAGAAAAUCUUGUCCUCCUGCAACUGACGGGUUAUUGAAAGUCACACCGGUAAAAGCAACGGCGGUGAGAAUAAGAAAGGGCUGCAAUAAAUCUGUGCACAGUGACAGUGGUGAUUCAAAUCAUGCAAGCACUGAUCGUCCACAAACAGUAAAGGCCUCAAUGAGUUAUUCUGGGUUAUUGGUACAGGAGUCGAUAACAAACCGCGAUUCAAGUUACUCUGACAUAAUCGACAUUACAGUGGCAGCUGAACUGGAAUCGCCGUCUGUUGAAAUGAAUGGUCAAUAUUCACCCGAAGAUUUUCGAAUAGAAGAGUUAGAGGAAAGUCCCUGUGUUUCUUUCGAAAUCUCUUUUCUUUCUAGAUACAUUGAACAAAUUGAGAAUUGUACAGAUGGUGGGUAUAAUGGAAUGGAAGGACAGUACAGCGGUACGCAUUAUGGAGAUUGGAUGGAUCAAUUGCCAUAUUUCCAUACGUCAAGCCUGAUGCCGUCAGAAUUCCAGGAAGAAGAUUUUACGCAAUUUUCAUAAAAAAUCAAAAAGCUAAACUGCUUGAUUUAUCGUCAGGUGUUUAAUGUUCAGAACUUUGUAUUAAACUUAGCCCAUUCUCCUUUGAAUAAGAUAGAUAAGAGCAUGUCUCCCACCAUAAAGAUUCUGCUAUUUGUGCCGACCGGGAUGCUAUAAUCUUAGGCUUACCAUCAGCCAUUCCUAAAUUGGAAGGAUUAGAUUUUCUUA